UCACCUGCUCAGACAGUGGGAAUAGAUUCACUCAGUUAUCACAAUUGAAGGUACAUCAGCAAGUUCACACUGGGCAAGGCCAUUCAUCUGUUCUGUGUGUGAGAAAGGAUUCAGUUGGACCUGUGGACACACCAGUCAGUUCACACCACACCUGGUAGAGGCUGGUGAUCUGCUGAAUUUCUGGGAAAGGAUUCACUCAGUCAUUUGACCUUAUGGCUCACCAGCGAGUUCACACUGGGGAGAAGCCAUUCACCUGUUCAGUCUGUGGGAAGGGAUUCACUCAGUCAUCCAACCUACGGAGUCCCCAGCGAGUUCACACUGGGGAGAGGCCGUUCACCUGUUCAGAAUGUGAGAAGAGAUUCACUCAGUCAUCCAACCUACGGAGUCCCCAGCGAGUUCACACUGGAGAGAGGCGCUUCACCUGCUCAGUCUGUGGGAAGAGAUUCACUCGGUCAUCCAACCUACUGGUACAUCAGCGAGUUCACACUGGAGAGAAGCCAUUCACCUGCUCAGAAUGUGGGAAAGGAUUCAGUGAGUUAUCCAACCUACUGGUACAUCAGCGAGUUCACUCUGGGGAGAAGCCAUUCACCUGCUCAGUCUGUGCGAAGGGAUUCACUCGGUCAUCCAGCCUACAGAGUCAUCAGCGAGUUCACACUGGGGAGAAGCCAUUCACAUGCUCAGAAUGUGGUAAAGGAUUCAGUGAGUUAUCCAACCUACUGGUACAUCAGCGAGUUCACACUGGGGAGAAGCCAUUCACCUGCUCAGAAUGUGGGAAAGGAUUCAGUGCUUUAUCCAGCCAACUGAGACAUCAGCGAGUUCACACUGGGGAGAAGCCGUUCACCUGCUCAGAAUGUGGGAAAGGAUUCAGUGAGUUAUCCACCCUACAGAGACAUCAGCGACUUCACACUGGGCAGAAACCGUUCACCUGUUCAGAAUGCGGGAAGAGAUUCACUCAGUCAUCCCACCUACAGAGUCAUCUGCCAGUUCACACUGGGGAGAGGCCAUUCACCUGCUCAGACUGUGGGAAAGGAUUCACUCUGAUAUCCCACCUACAGAGACAUCAGCGAGUUCACACGGGGGAGAAGCCGUACAACUGCUCAGUCUGUGGGAAGGGAUUCACCCAGUCAUCCCACCUACAGAGUCACCAGCGUGUUCACACUGGGGAGAAGCCAUUCACCUGCUCAGUCUGUGGGAGGAGAUUCACUGUGUCAUCCCACCUACAGAGUCAUCAGCGAAUUCACACUGGGGUGAAGCCGUUCACCUGUACAGAAUGUGGGAGGGGAUUCACUCAGUCAUCCAACCUACGGAGUCAUCAGCGAGUUCACACUGGAGAGAGGCCAUUCAUCUGCUCAGAAUGUGGGAAGAGAUUCACUCAUUCAUCCGCCCUACAGAGUCACCAGCGAGCUCACACUGGGGAGAAGCCGUUCAUCUGCUCAGAAUGUGGGAAGGGAUUCACUCAAUCAUCCCAACUACAGAGACACCAGCGAGCUCACACUGGGGAGAAGCCAUUCACCUGCUCAGAAUGUGGGAAGGGAUUCACUCAGUCAUCCUACCUACAGAGACAUGAGCGUGCUCACACCGGUGAAAAGCCGUUCAAUUGCACAGAAUGUGGGAAACGGUUCACUCUGUCAUCCAACCUUCUGAAACACCAGCGAGUUCACACUGGGGAGAAGCCGUUCCUCUGCUCAGAAUGUGGGAAGAGAUUCACUCGCUCAUCCGACCUGCAGACUCAUCAGCGAGUUCACACUGGAGAGAAGCCAUUCCCCUGCUCAGAAUGUGGGAAGAGGUUCAGUCACUCAUGCUCCCUGCAGAGACACCAGUCAGUUCACACUGGGGAGAAGCCGUUCAUCUGCUUAGUCUGUGGGAAGAGAUUCACUGAGUCAUCCAGAUUACUGGAACAUCAGCGAGUUCACACUGGGGAGAAGCCGUUCAUCUGCUUAGUCUGUGGGAAGAGAUUCAAUAACUCAUCCAGAUUGCUGGAACAUCAGCGAGCUCACACUGGAGAGAGGCCAUUCACCUGCUCAGAAUGUGGGAAGAGAUUCACUCACUCUUCCACACUACAGAGACAUCAGCGACGAGUUCACACUGGGGAGAAGCCAUUCACCUGCUCAGUCUGUGGGAAAGGAUUCACUCUGUCAUCCACCCUACUGGUACAUCAGCGAAUUCACACUGGGGAGAAGCUGUUCACCUGCUCAGACUGUGGAAAGGGAUUCACACUGUCAUCCCGCCUACUGGUACAUCAGCAAAUUCACACUGAGGAGAAGCCGUUCACCUGCUCAGUCUGUGAGAAGAGAUUUACUCAGUUAUCCAACCUACAGAGUCACCAGCGAGUUCACACUGGGGAGAAGCCAUUCACCUGCUCAGUCUGUGGGAAAGGAUUCACUCUGUCAUCCACCCUACAGAGACACCAGCGAGUUCACACUGAGGUGAAGCCAUUCACCUGCUCAGUCUGUGGGAAAGGAUUCACUCUGUCAUCCACCCUACAGAGUCACCAGCGAGUUCACACUGGGGAGAAGCCUUUCACCUGCUCAGUCUGUGGGAAAGGAUUCACUCUGUCAUCCAACCUACAGAGACACCAGCGAGUUCACACUGAGGUGAAGCCAUUCACCUGCUCAGUCUGUGGGAAAGGAUUCACUCAGUCAUCCAACCUACAGAGACACCAGCGAGUUCACACUGAGGUGAAGCCAUUCACCUGCUCAGUCUGUGGGAAAGGAUUCACUGUGUCAUCCAUCCUACUGGUACAUCAGCGAAUUCACACUGGGGAGAAGCUGUUCACCUGCUCAGACUGUGGGAAGAGAUUCACUGACUCUUCCACCCUACGGAGACACCAGCGAGUUCACACUGGGGAGAAGCCGUUCACCUGCUCAGAAUGUGGGAAGCGAUUCACUCGGUCAUCCAACCUACGGAGACACCAGCGAGUUCACACUGGGGAGAUGCCGUUCACCUGCUCAGUGUGUGGGAAAGGAUUCACUGACUCUUCCACCCUGCAGAGACACCAGCGACUUCACACUGGGGAGAAGCCGUUCACCUGCUUAUUCUGUCGGAAGAGAUUCACUCAGUCAUCCACCCUACAGAGUCAUCAGCGAGUUCACACUAGAGAGAGGCUCAGAAUAUGGGAAAGGAUUCACUCAGUCAUCCCACCUCUUGGCACACCAGUCAGUUCACAGUAAGGAGAGGCCAUUGUUAUGAAUCCUUUGGUUUUGUUUGCUGUAGACUGUCAUUUUAAGAGAGAGAGAGAGAGAAAUUAAGAAAGUGAAUCAGUCUGACUUGCAGCUUGUUUACAUCGCUCGCAGCUUGUUUAGUUUUAACUGAGGACACAGACACUCAGAGUCAGACGGAGACAAAGGAGGAAAAAUGGAAGGAUCAAAACCAGGGAACUAGUAGCCAAGGAUCACUGUUUGGAACUUUCCUUCGCUCACAAGGGUGGGCUAAUUAUCGAUUCACCGUACAUCGAAUGUGUGGUUGUCACCUCAUUUGAUCCACAGGAGUGGAUCUGAUUUGGGAUAUCCUGUGGAGACGACUUAUGUGUUAAGCCUUGCCUGGCUGUGGCGUGGUCAUUCAUUUGAUGAUACCACUUAUGACAAUUCACUUUAGGUGAUAAUUCGUAUGUACAUUUGUAAAGAUGAUGGAUAAAAUCUAGAGCGACUGUUCUCUCUUUUUACCACCAUGGAACCUGUGGAAUACAACAUAAUUGCCUUCUCUCAACAUUUACCCUGGAUUACAAAAAUAUCUCUCUCACAUCACCUAUUCUGUGAAUUAAUUGAACUUUAAUACUUUAACAUCUCCAGACUCCAAGCCUUGUUUCCCCUGAGCUCAGAAGUUUGGGAGUUAUAUUUACACACAUACAUACACAUAACACUCAUGAGGAAAUCUGCAGAUGCUGGAAAUACAAACACAAAAAAAAUGCUGAUAGAACACAGCAGGCCAGGCAACAUCUAUAGGGAGAAGCACUGUCGACGUUGUGGGCCGAGACCCUUCGACAGUACUAACUGAAAUAUAGUAAGAGAUUUGAAAGUAAUGAGGGGAGGGUGAAAUGCAAAUGAUAGGAGAAGACCUGAGGGGGUGGGGGUGAAGCUGAGAGCUGGAAAGGUGAUUGGCGAAAGUGAUACAGAGCUGGUGAAGGGAAAGGAUCAUGGGAAGGGAGGCCUUGGGAGAAAGAAAAGGGUGGGGGUGUAAGUACCAGAGUGAGGGGGAGAACAGGUAAACAACUAAAUAUGUCAGGGAUGGGGUAAGAAGGGGAGGACGGGCAUUAACAGAAGUUAGAGAAGUCAGUGUUCAUGCCAUCAUGUUGGAGGCUACUCGGCCGGUAUAUAAGGUGUUGUUCCUCCAACCUGAGUUUGGAUUCAUUUUGACAAUAGAGGAGGCCAUGGAUAGACAUAUCAGCAUGGGAAUGGGAUGUGGAAUUAAAAUGUGUGGCCACUGGGAGUAGUCUUUUGCUGUUGGUUCAUUUCUAAAGCAUUAUGGUUUGUAACAAAAUGGGGCUGUGUCUGGGAUAUGACAAAUUUAAGGAUUGAUUAAUUAUCAAUUUCAUUGGGGAAAUCCCUUUUGAUUUACUUGUGUGUGGAAAACCAGCAGCAAUGGAUGUUGAUAGAUAUCUGGAAGUGUGAACCUCUCAGGCAUUAGAGGACACCAGAAGGAUUGAGUUGUUGAGUAUUGCUAGAACGUUAAUACUUGCUAAGGUGAAAUUGACAAUGAGGAGGGCACAGAUGCAGAAGAUAAUAGCUGAGCAUUAUGUAUCUGAGGAUGUGUUUAAAGUGGAGGAGUUGGAGGUGUUUCCUGAAUGUAAACCUCGUGAGCUUGAGCUCCAAUAGAAGUUAGAAAUAUUAAAGAUGGAGGCUCCGGAAAGGCAGAUGCAGUUUCAGGCUAAAGAGGCAGAAAAGCAGACAGAAAAUUCUCUUACAAAGUGUACUUAAGGGGAAGGCUUAGCAACCCUAUUCUGCUUUGACAGUUGCUGAAGCAGCUUAUUAUUUACUUAUUUAUGCUGCCCCAAUCAUCGCCACUGGGCUAUAAAUGUGCAGGAGCUGUGUGUGGUUCAGUGUUUUGCUCAAGGACACACAAGCUGCCUCGGCUGAGGCUCGAACUCAUGACCUUCAGAUCGCUAGUUCAACACCUUAACCACAUGGCCACGCAUUAUGACCACAUAUUAUGACGUAGUGAAACAGGCUGUGCUCAAAGCUUACGAGUUGGUCCCAGAAGCAGACAGGCAAAAGUUUAGAAAUUUGAAGAAAUCUGUGAACCAGAUAUACGGAAUUUGCUUAUGAGAAAUUUGUGUCUAUUGACCACUGGUGCACAUCUGAACAUGUAAAUGAUGAUUUUAACAGCUUGAGAGAUUUGGUUUUAAUUGAAGAAUUCCAAAGGUGCGUCCCUGAUGACAUAAAGACGUAUUUAGAUGGAAAUGAUGCUGCCACUCCGCAGGAAUCUGCUGGAUUAGCAGAUCAGUUUGCUUUAAUUCAUGAAGUUAUGUUUACCCUGAAUAAGAGUUUCCAAAAGGCACUUGUCAAGUUGUGGGUAAACCUAAUGAGCUCACCCCAGUGGCCUGUACCUGCAUUCGGUGAACCCUUUUCCAAAGUUAUAGUGGAUUGUGUUGGCCCAUUGCCAAAGUCUAAAGCUGGCCAUCAGUAUCUGCUAACUAUUAUGUGUACUACAUCCAGAUUCCCAGAGGCAAUGCCUCUCAGAAAUAUUAAAGCUAAAACUGUG
Molecule: messenger RNA, 5697 nt
Organism: Hypanus sabinus (Atlantic stingray)
Lineage: Eukaryota; Metazoa; Chordata; Chondrichthyes; Myliobatiformes; Dasyatidae
Product: zinc finger protein 850-like
Exons: 2
Coding region: 213-3170 (985 amino acids)
Biological process (GO): regulation of transcription by RNA polymerase II; central nervous system development
Cellular component (GO): nucleus
Molecular function (GO): DNA-binding transcription factor activity, RNA polymerase II-specific; RNA polymerase II cis-regulatory region sequence-specific DNA binding
Source: RefSeq, a predicted model, not a curated record